Periconia digitata is the source of this 3867-nucleotide messenger RNA. NCBI's taxonomy places the organism in Eukaryota, Fungi, Ascomycota, Dothideomycetes, Pleosporales, Periconiaceae. The record is from the annotation of a GenBank genome assembly.
UCCAGAAACUGGGAACCGUGCCUGGGCGUCGACGUUGUGACGCCACGGGAAAUUCACUUUCCCAUGUGUCGUCCAUCGGGAGAAAAACUACAUCAUUUUAGACACCCAGCUAGACGAAACACCCAUCUUCCCUGUGAACAUUCUAUAUGCUUGUCUAGGGCCAUGGCUGACGACAGCCAUGGACUUUCGCCUCCCAUUCUCACAGCAAUCGCUCUCCACGAGCCAGAGUUUCCGUCCACGUCUCCCGAACCUGUCCAUUCCGUCACCCACCAUGCCACGCCGUCUCCAUCCCAGCACCAUCACACCUGGUCUUCACAUCCCCCCACAUCCGGCCAAGCUCACAGCAACGUAAUGCCGCCGCCUGCUGUUGGCGGUGAGGACCGUCAAACGAUGCCACCUCCGCGUCCUUUUGCCCACAAAUUUGCGACCGAACGUCCUGCCGCAGCCACCGUGAAAAGAGACCCUGAUCUUCAGCGAGCCGGAUCUGUAGGGGAGCGUCUGCCUCACCUCGAGCGCCCAAACAGACUGGCUUUUGAUCCGUACAUGUCCGACUCCAGCUCUUCCUCUUCAGCCUCCUCAUCCGACGACGAUGAUGACGAUAAAGACGCAAGGAAAGAUCAACAAGCCUACAGUGGUGUAGGUGCCGAUACCAAGAGUAAAAGGAAUACCCGUCGAGGUUCUGCACCUUUCCACCGUCUCAAGAUUAGCAAUGAGAACGUCAACACGUCAGGAAAAGUGUCAAAACGGGACGGCAGGCUACGCUUGUCCAUCAAUGAGACGCUCAACAGCGGCUAUAUCGCAAAGACCCUGGGUGCAGGGAUAAGGAAACAUUUUGGGGGCACGGAUGAAGAAGAUCAGCUCGACGUUGUCCCACGCUCCGACGCUGGCAAGAUCACGCACGAAGACGACAUAAUGGAAGAUCCCGAACGACGCGUGCGUCUCAACAUCGUUGUCAUUGUCAUUGGGUCAAGAGGUGACAUACAGCCCUUCCUUCGCAUUGGCAAGAUCCUGAAAGAAGAUUACGGUCACCGUGUGCGUAUAGCCACACACCCUGCCUUCAAACAAUUUGUCGAAAAAGAUUCCGGUCUCGAGUUCUUCUCCAUCGGAGGCGAUCCGUCCGAACUCAUGGCCUUUAUGGUCAAAAACCCAGGAUUGAUCCCUAAUCUGGAGACCGUCAAAGGUGGUGAGGUGGGCAAACGAAGAGCAGCCAUGUUCGAAAUGUUUGAAGGCAUGUGGAGGGCCUGUAUCAAUGCUACAGAUGAUGAAACCGACCAGGCGAAUCUGAAAAUGAUGGGAGAGCGGAUUCCAUUCAUAUGUGAUGCUAUCAUUGCGAACCCACCUAGUUUCGCUCCGCCACACAUCGCCGAACGCUUGGGUGUGCCAUUGCACAUGAUGUUUACUUUCCCAUACUCCCCAACUACGCAUUUCCCACACCCCCUAGCGAAUAUAAAGACGAGCAAUGUCGACGCUAAAUAUACAAACUUCAUGAGUUAUCCAUUAGUCGAAAUGAUGACUUGGCAGGGGCUUGGAGACUUGAUUAACCGAUUCCGACAACACACCCUGUUUCUGGAAGAGGUCUCAACGCUAUGGGCCCCAGGCCAACUUUAUCGACUCAAAGUCCCGUACACGUACAUGUGGAGUCCGGGAUUGGUCCCAAAGCCUUCGGAUUGGGGUUCGGAAAUUGAAGUCUCUGGCUUCGUCUUCCUUGAUCUUGCCUCGUCUUUCACGCCUCCCGACGAGCUUGUGAAAUUCUUGGAGGCCGGACCACCACCAAUCUACAUCGGCUUCGGCUCAAUCGUCGUCGAUGAUCCGGAUGCUUUCACCCAGAUGAUUUAUAAAGCUGUAGAGCUUGCUGGUGUUCGUGCACUGGUAUCUAAAGGUUGGGGUGGUUUUGGUAGUAAUGACAAUGCACCAGAGAAUGUGUUCAUGCUCGAGAACACCCCUCACGAUUGGCUGUUCCCAAAAGUAGCUGCGGUUGUACACCAUGGAGGUGCUGGAACCACUGCAGCCGGACUCAAAUGCGGUGUGCCAACCAUGAUCGUACCCUUCUUUGGUGACCAGCCAUUUUGGGGUGCGAUGGUGUCCAAGGCUAAAGCCGGCGCACACGACUGCAUACCCUACAAGAAGCUCACCGUAGAGCGCCUGGCGGAAGGUAUCAAACAAUGUCUCACUGACGAGGCUAAGAAGAACGUGCAAGAGAUUGCCGACAGUAUUGCGAAAGAAGGCGACGGUGCAUUGAACGCUGUACGAUCUUUCCAUCGCAGUCUGCCGUUACGCGACAACGACACAAUGCGCUGCUCACUUCUACCUACGCAUACUGCCGUAUGGCGAAUGAAGAACACAUCAAUAAGACUCAGUGCGCUUGCCGCGGAACUUCUUGUGGAGUGGCGAAAGAUCAAGUGGAACGAACUUCGCUUGCUUAGACAUUUCGAAUGGAAUGAUUUCGGCGGUCCCGGUGAGCCUUUGACGGGAAUCUGGGGUGCACUGGUGGAUACAGUCACCGAUGUUGCUACCGGUGUUGGAUCGAUUCCAGUGCAAAUGGGUAAAAGCGUGAAAAGACAUGAACAAUACCGAGAGAAGAAGAACAGGGUUCAGAAACGUCAGAAGAAGAAGCGCGAGACAUUGGAAAGGGCGAACAAAGGCAUUUCAAAUGCUGGAAAGAAUGUCUCGAGUACCAAUGGAGUCAAGAGAGAAAAGGAUAGUGAGGAGGAAAACGCGAAAACCGAGGGGAAACCUGCCAGGCCCGGCCAAAUGAAGCGUGAUCCCUCAACCUUGUCUCAGCUCUCCGAGCCUGAUGAGGAGUUGGCUGAAGAAUUUGCCCACGAAGCGGAACAUGGCUUCAAAAAGACUGGCGGCGCGAUUCUUAAAUCUCCCAUGAAAUUCUCAGUGGCCAUGGCUCAAGGCUUUCACAACGCACCCCGCUUGUAUGGCGAUGAAACGGUUCGAAGGCCUCCACGCAUCACAGGCUUUCAUUCAGGUGUUCGUGCUGGGCGCGAUGAACUCGUAUACGGUGUCCGGGAUGGAGUCAGUGGGUUAUGGAUGCAGCCUUACCGCGGAGCGAAGAACCAUGGCGUACUAGGAUUUGCCCGUGGUGUUGGAUUUGGGAUUGGAGGGUUCGUUCUCAAAGAUAUUGCAGCUUUCAUUGGCCCUGGUGCGUACUUCAUGAAAGGGCUAGACGAAGAGUACAUGAAGAAGCAUCGCCCUACCAAUUUUCUCAGGCGGGCCCGCAUCAUUCAAGGACACACUGAGCUCGAGCAACUCGCGCCUCGUCGCACCACUUCGGACCCCGACAAGGACAUUGACACUCGAAACGAACAACGAGCGGACAUUGAAGAACGAGUAAGCAAGAAAUGGCAAGACCUGCAACCGCAAAUCAAACAGGAAAGAAAAGACAGUAGGUCAGGAUUCCGUGCCGCCCUUCUCGGUCACAGUAAGCACAGCGAAGGGAAUCGCAUUCCCAUGAAGGGUCCCAGACCAACUACUCCCAAAGGCUCUCCCACGAGUGAUCCGAAGGUGCAAAAAACAGCUUCCAUGCCAAUCAAUGGUCUCCAGCACACCGCGGAUGAGCAGAUCGCUCAAGAUGAUAAGGAUAUGGAUGAUGUGCAAGAUGUGCGCAGAAUAGCUUCCGCACCCCCCGCUCCUCAGCAGUCAAAGGAAAAGAAGUUGAGUAACGGAGCUAUCCAGCCAAUUAUCCCUGAGGAGUACGAAGUUGCCGAUGCUAGAGAUCAAGCACUACCUAAGCAUACAUUGCCUGGUGUCUUCAAGGCCAGUCUUGAGGGAAACGGACAACCUAUCCAUGGAAGAAAAGUCGAUGGGGUCCGUCAAACAGCCGAUGUCAAGGAGGGCCCCCUGCAGAAGUUUGAGUGA